This is a messenger RNA of Alosa alosa (allis shad), 1269 nucleotides long. RefSeq names its product cystatin-B-like. Gene Ontology annotation, cellular component: cytosol. The transcript has 3 exons. The coding region runs from base 108 to 410 and encodes 100 amino acids. Gene Ontology annotation, molecular function: cysteine-type endopeptidase inhibitor activity. The record is from RefSeq and is a predicted model, not a curated record. NCBI's taxonomy places the organism in Eukaryota, Metazoa, Chordata, Actinopteri, Clupeiformes, Clupeidae.
AGCGUACAUAAACACGGAAGCGGGCGUAUCGGUUGUCUUCACUCGUCUUCGCACUGUCAGUUGUAUCAAUCAAUUCUUUAGCAUUGAAAUCACUUUAGUUCGCCAAAAUGCCGAUGAUGUGCGGAGGAACCAGCGAGCAGAAACCUGCCACUCCUGAGAUCCAGGCAAUCUGUGACGAGAUGAAGCCUCAUGUUGAAGAGAAAGCUGAACAGAAGUAUGACGUCUUCACAGCCACACACUACACAUCCCAAGUGGUGGCUGGAACCAACUACUUCAUCAAGGUGCAUGUGGGUGGAGAUGACCACAUCCACAUCCGUGUGUUCCAGAGCCUUCCCCACGCUGGCCUUAAGAAGGAGCUCCACAGCCUGCAGAAAGACAAGACCCAGCAGGACAAAAUCACUUACUUCUAAACACACACACACGCACACGUGCGCCUGUGCAUGUUUGGUGUGUUUUUUUUAUUUUUAUUUGACCAAAUAAAGUCACGGUUUCUCGUAUAUCAUAUUGUGUGUUCCAUCAUUAGCCUGUAGCCUUGGGGUCAUGUGACUCAUGGGUGGGUUGAGGGGGUGGAGGAGUGUAUGGUUCUCCAACAGCUGGCUGGGAUUGUCCAUCCUGUGUGUGUAUGUGUGACCAUGUCAUCAAAGUAGGUUAUAAAUUCAUCAUAAAAUAGGUUAGUUCUAAGCUUCUAUUAAUCAACUGAUUAUAAUACCAUUAAGUAGUAUACUGUUGUCCUGAGUGGCGCAAGAAGAGAGAGUGUAGCUAUUAGACCAGCCUGCUGUGCUAUUAUAAUGUGUGAUAUUAUAAUAUCAUGAUGAUAUGCUGUUCUGCCUUUCCUCUUUGAACUGUGUAAUAAAAGGAUUUUAUACUCCAUACAUUGUUGUACCAAUACAUGCAGUGCCUAUGAAAAGUAUCCUCUCCCCCCUUGAAUAUUUCCCCUUUUACUGCUUUCAUAAAUGGAAUCUUGAUCAAUUUAUUUUGGCCCUUUUCUUUUACAAUAAUUUACAUAAAAAAAACCUGUUUAAUGUCAAAGUGAAAGCAGAUUUCUACAAAGCAAUGCAUAUGUGUAAAUGUAAUGCAAACUAACUUGAGCCCUAAAACUGUAACCAACUUUAGGCUUGAGUUCAUAAUGUAUCCUGUGUACACUGAAUUCAAGAUGCAUGCCAUUUGAUCUGUUCUUUUUUUUAUAUUAGAUUAAUUUAGAGUGCCUCUCCUUUAUAUGAGGUAUGCUAUAUUUAUCCCAAGUAAACAUUUGACUAUUUUUCAACCUUA